GUUGCCUACUCGUGUCUUGCUUGCUGUGUAAUCACAUUGCCUUCAACGUUCCAGCGAAUAGGUUUAAGCUACAAACCUAUCAAAUAGUAUGCGCAAAACAUCCGAUUUGUGGCCCCAGUCCAGCAGCUGUGACGGCAUUAAUAAACAGACAAUGCAACCAACAAGUAAUAUAAACUGAAAUAAACGUCAGAUAAAACAAAGAAACCAUAAACUUUGGCAUUGGAAAGAUGCCUGCAACAGUUAAAAUGAACCUUUGAGCUGCUUUGAUGUUCAUCAUUAUUUUAUCGGUGGCUCCUUUUGAAGCACUAGAACUGGGUGUUUUCACACAGACUCCCACAGCAACAGGAUUGUUAAAACUUUUAACAAACUGGACUGUGACGACUCAGGAAACCUGGUCUGCAGCUGCUCAUCAUCAUGGACAGCUGGAUUUGGCUUGUUUUCACUCUGGCCUCCUUCACAGCUGGAGCAGAGUUAACUUCAACAGACAUCCCUGAUACUGCAGCUACUGCACUCCUUACUACUGAUGUUCCUGAUGAUUCUACUACUGCACAAAAUAUAACUACUGAACAAAGCAUUACUACUGUAACUCCAGAGGAUAUCACUACUAUAACAACAGUUCCUAACAAUACCACUUCAUCUAAUACUUCUAAUUUGAGUACCACAACACAAGAUACUGAUCCAACCACUGACCCGGAAACACCAGAAUAUCCAGAAACUCCUCCCACUAGUUCCAGUCCUGUUCUUACAACCACAGAUUUGACCAGGCCUGAUACGACUGUUAGUCAGAUAACUGAUACUACCUCCAACCCCAUGACUGAUCAAAUGAAUACUACUCACUAUUCUCCUGUUACUACUAUUACAAGUGAUACUAAUACAACUACUCCUUACACAAACACUACUGCUACUUUCUACCCAACUACUGGUGCAAAUAUUACUACUUACAGUACUCCUACUACAAUCGGUACUAAUGCUACGAGCCCAUACACUAACAGUACUUUACCUCCUAAUCCUACAACAAUUCCUUCAGCAAACACUACUCAUUAUAAUUCAACUACUAUACCUAUUACUACUGCUAAUACUACUACAACCACUAUAUCCCCAACUACGCUUACCCCUCCUACCACCACUGCUCUGACAUGUGAUAACGGAGGGAAACCAGAGAACGGUGUCUGCAUCUGUCCUGAUGAAUGGACAGGAGUAACAUGCUCAAAAGAAAACUUCUGCAAAGAGCGGCAGUUAGGAGGCUUCAGGUUCCCUCGUACACCCAUCGGCUGGUUUGCAUAUUCUGAGGACAAAUGUGAAGAAGGAACGAGUGGUGCUGGUAAACCUCAGGCUUCAGCCAGGUGUUUGUCCAUGAAUGGAUCACCAGGUUUCAGCCCUCCACAGAUCUUCCAGUGUGACCUGACGCUCAGUGACAUACAAAAAAAUCUCACAAGUCCAGCUGAUUUAGAGACACUGGCGACCAGCACUCAGAUUCUGACAUCCAAAGCAGAAGAGCUGACGGCUGAAAAUGUUACAGCAGCGGCUGAGAUAGUCAACACACUGCUGCUGUCUGCAAACGCCACAGAGAGUGUCAGAGUGUCAGCAGUAGCAACAGUCAGUCAGCUGCUGAACGCCACUGUAACAGAUGAUACCAAGGAAAACAACGCAACUCUGGGGCUGACGGUGACUCUGGACCAGCUCUCAGUGAACCUCAGCCUCAGUCAAAAUACAUCUCAAUCUCAGGUGGUUCAGCCAAACCUGGUGGUCCAGUCGGCACAGAUCCCUGCUGCAGACACUCACGGAGUCCAGUUCACGUCUCUCAGAGGGAUUUCUGGGAAUUUUUUGCCCAACAGAAUUCAUCUGAACACAAAUGCAACACAGGUCGUGGUGGAAAACAGUUUCAUAGCUGAUGCCCUCAUUUACAUACGAUUCCCACCAGGCGAAGAUGUCAGAAGUCGUCAGACAGACUCAAACGUCUCUCUGGGUUUCGUUCUCUAUCAGAACGAUCAUUUCUUUCGUUCAAAACUCUAUAUGAGGCGACGGGCCACCAUCAGGGUCCUGUCAGCCAGUGUCAGAGGGCAGGAACCCAACGUGGUGCCACAACAUGUGGAGAUGAUGUUCAGACCAAGACUGAUCAAUGGGACGUCUCUGUAUGACUUCUCCUGCGUUUUCUGGAACUACAGUCAGAAGGACUGGAGCACCAGCGGCUGCUCUAAAGGAAACACUUCAGAUGGACUCAUGAGAUGUUUCUGUAACCACACCACCAACUUUGCUGCUCUCUGGUCAUACAGAGAGAACUACGAGUAUGCAGAAGCUCUGGGUGCGAUCUCCAUCGUGGGACUCUCUCUUUCUUUUCUGGGUUUGAUUGUGACGAUCAUUUAUAACGUUAAAGAAAUUUUUCAGAACAAAGAGCAGACCAACCUGAUAUCAGUGCAAUCUCGGCUGUGCAUCUACUUCAGCCUGCUGGCCUUCAUCAUCACCUUUGUCUCUGGAGUCCAAAACUCCAGCAGACAAAUUGACAUUGAGGUGCAGACUGACGAUCGGACCAAUGACCUCCUGGUCUCGGAUGAACACGUAGAACCGGACCGCGGUUCGUGUACGGCUGUAGCGGCUCUGCUGCACUUCCUCCUGAUGACCACCUUCAUGUGGAACAGCGUGAACGGUACUCAGAUCCUGAUUCUGAAAAUGCGCCGCAGUCUACCACCUCACUGGACUCUGCUGAGCAUGGCUCUGGGAUGGGGAGUGCCAGCCUUGUUCGUGGCCAUCACACUGGGGGUGACCUACAGGGUGGACAAUCCUCUGGGAUACAGACAGGAGGAAUUUUGCUGGCUGGCAGCGCUGGAUAAGAACAAACACUUCAGCUUUGAGAAACCUUUGUUUUGGGGUUUCCUCCUUCCAGUCGGCCUGAUCUUGAUCUACAACAUCAUCCUGCUGGUUUAUGUGUCCAUUAAAGCAACCAGGAAGUCCUGCUUCAGGAAGAGUUUCCUUGAAUGCUUCACUCUGGCUGUGUUACUGGGUGUGUCCUGGGUUUUUGGGUAUCUGGUCCUCGUCACUUCAGGAAAAAUGAACCUGUUCUUCAGCAUUUUGUUCUGCCUCUGCACAACCACACAGGGUUUUCAUAUUUUUAUCAUCACAGCCACAACACCAACCUUCAGAGCCGCCAUGUCCCGAUCAGUUCAGUACCUUUCUUCAGCCAGGCCGAUUCGCAGAAACACAAGGAUGAGGUCAUGACAAGCAGCUGACCCAUGACCUGGGGAUGAUUUUAAGAGGGUCUGCAUUAAAUUAUUUUUGAUGUGAACAUAAACAAAAUAACUGCAUCAGAGUCAAUUGAAAAUCACAGUCAUGAUCACAUCAACAAUAAACCUCCAGGACAGUCACGUGUUCAGGAACAGACUGCAGGUAUGAAGAUUGAAGAUUUUAUGAAGAUUUUAUUGUCAUUUUAAGCAUUAGUGUUAUUCUGCAAGCUGCUCGUUUUACUGAUCUGAAGCGAUUAAUGUUGGUAAAAGUGUCUACACUGGCCUUGUAACAAACUACAGUGACCCAGGUGGAAAAAGCAGUAACUAUUCCUGCUUCCUGAUCAUUCUGGUCUGACAUCAGACUCGAGUUCAGCAGAUAUAUAUACAUAUACAGACAUGUAUAAUGGUAAAGGAAAACAAACAAACAAACAUAAUUUUAAUGUCUUUUUUAGGUCUAAAUUUGGUCUAAUUGGUCUGAACUGGUCUUUUAAGGGAAUAAACUGGUUUCAAAUGGUCAGUCAUUUUUCAUUAAUGGAAUAAUUUAUUCUUACUAAAUGUUGAUUAUUUUAAAAAAAACAACAUGUUUUUUUAUGGUCUGUGCUCUAAUUAAAAUUGGGGGGUUAUCUUUUGUUGGCUGCUUUGAUUCUAUGUCAUCUUACAGACUGCAGACAAUCCAAUGAAAAUAAUCAUAUAUAUAAUAUAUAAUGUAAUCCAAGAAAGCUUCUGAAAAAAGCAAAAAUACAACUUGCCUUUAUGUAAGUGUCAAUUUAGCAAGUUUCAAUCUGAUAUUAACGUCUGCUCCAAACAUAACGAUUCGCUGAGAUUAAAAGCCAUCUCAAAUAAAGGAUCACAAAACUCCCAUCACAGGCCUUCGGGGUAGCUUUUACCACCAUGUUGUAGCAAAACAACACAUCCUGUCACGUGAAGACUGAGACAGAGGAAACUAAACUACCACCGAUAAUAAAAAUACCAUGAAGACCAAGACCAUGAAACCAGAAACACAGGAUGAAAAAACUGAAAGUCAUCACUACAAGAACCAAGAACAGCAAUCACAGAGUCCUCAUCACAAGAGCUAAACAAAACAAAUCAAAACAAGAAUCCAACAAUUCAACAAACACAGAAAUCAGAAGAUUACAAAAAUAAAAACAAGAAAUCACAGAAAAAUCAUUUCAACCAAACCUGAAGAUUAAAUUAAUGUCAGUCUGAGGUUUCAGUCUUUUAAACUUUAAAAACAGGUGAAGAAAAAAUACUGAAUAUCUUCAACUUUCAUACCUGUACUAUCAGCUCUAUGUUCAAACUUCUGCUGCCACAUCUCUACUGAGCAUGUGCAGAGAAAGUUUCAGCACUCAGCUUGUUUCUGAUUGGAGGAAGUGAGAGCUUCCUGUGGACCGACAGGCUGUGGGCUGGGCCUUUGUUGUAGUCAGAGGUGAUUCUGAGUCUUUUUGAGGCCUUUGGGGGAAAAUGUCAUUUUAAUAAUUUUUCACUGAUCCAAACAUAUAAAAUAUCUUCCUUUGUAUUUAAUUUUGCAGCAGUUCGGAGAUUUCAGUGAUGAUAUGAGAGGUUUAAUUUUUAUUUGUUGGCUUUUAUUUUCAUUUUUUAAUAAAGAA
Messenger RNA from Oreochromis aureus, 4825 nucleotides. RefSeq names its product adhesion G-protein coupled receptor G7-like. The transcript is spliced from 15 exons. Gene Ontology annotation, cellular component: membrane. Bases 415 to 3213 code for a protein of 932 amino acids. Gene Ontology annotation, molecular function: G protein-coupled receptor activity. Gene Ontology annotation, biological process: G protein-coupled receptor signaling pathway; cell surface receptor signaling pathway. NCBI's taxonomy places the organism in Eukaryota, Metazoa, Chordata, Actinopteri, Cichliformes, Cichlidae. The record is from RefSeq and is a predicted model, not a curated record.